UCCACCGAAGCCUAGCAGUUUCGAUUUAGAAUUCGUUCACGAGUGAUUUAUCUACCGAUGUCGCCCUAUCCGUUGCUCUUGUUUUUGGUCCUUGGGGCAUCCGCUUUCGUAGUGAAGGAACAGCUACCGGAUGAGCGGUUCCUGGGCAGUACCGAUGCAUCCUUUGGCCAGUUUCCAGCAGCGGCUUACAUUGUAAGUCCCGAGCGGCAGAUCUGCGGCGCAACCGUCCUGAACGAGAACCAUGUGCUGACGCUGGCACAGUGUGUUCUGAACGGGACCCAUAACACGAUCAAUCCACGUCUGGUGCGGGUUCAUGCCGGAGUGCUGAACCUUGGUUUGGUGUCCGCGAGCAGGCAAACUCGAUUGGGCGAUGUGAUCUACGUGCAUCCGAACUUCAAGGCUCACUCGUUGGAGAAUGACAUCGCGGUGAUAAGGGUCCAAGAACCGUUCAUCUUCCCAAGUAACGAGGUGGAACCCGCUUUGAGACGAACAAGAAUAGUGGCUAACGGCCACUCGUGCCUUUUGGCGGGUUGGGGAGCGAUCGUAGCUGGACCCGUGCAGGACGUUAACGCCCUCCAGAGGUACAUGGCGUUGACCAUUAACGAUCGCGACAUGUGCAGUUCAUUGCGGAGGGAAAUGCCAGUAUUUGAAAACAUGAUCUGCGCCGGCAAUAUGGACAACGCUCCGAAUGGUCCUGCUCCAUGCCAAGGCAGUUUGGGGUCUGGAUUGUACUGCGAUGGAGAUCUUACAGGAUUACUGUCAUUCGGAAUCAAUUGUGGAUCGUUAGGCAACCCACCCACGUUUACGCAGAUUCGUUUUUACAAUCAGUGGAUCGAGCAACAGUUCCUUAGAAACGAUCGGCCACCGCCUGGGUUCUCUCCUCUGGAUGUAGCUUAAGAGGAUUAUCAUACUGUUUGUAGGGACGUGGCCGGUGCGAAUAUCACAUAUUAAACGUAAAUGUAUUUAAAUAAACAUCAUGUGUACAACA
Aedes albopictus (Asian tiger mosquito) is the source of this 988-nucleotide messenger RNA. RefSeq names its product trypsin-like. Bases 58 to 897 code for a protein of 279 amino acids. The transcript has 2 exons. Gene Ontology annotation, molecular function: serine-type endopeptidase activity. Gene Ontology annotation, biological process: proteolysis. The record is from RefSeq and is a predicted model, not a curated record. Lineage: Eukaryota; Metazoa; Arthropoda; Insecta; Diptera; Culicidae.